Messenger RNA from Gryllus bimaculatus (two-spotted cricket), 1743 nucleotides. The record is from the annotation of a GenBank genome assembly. NCBI's taxonomy places the organism in Eukaryota, Metazoa, Arthropoda, Insecta, Orthoptera, Gryllidae.
AGUGCGAGCCUGUCGGAGCAGCCUGCGUCAUGGCAGAAGAAACGAUUGUGCACAACACCGCCAGGGCCUUGCUCGGGGUCGUAUUGCUGAUCCUAAGCCCGGUGCUUGCGUUGUGGCGGUUCAUUACAUGGCGAAUACGCUACAUGUAUCUGGGUGAAAAGUUACCCGGCCCUAAGGGCUGGCCGUUGUUGGGGGUAGUUCCCAACAUUCCAUCAUUAACCACCAAAGGUAUAUUUGAUUACUUCAUGGGAGUUGCCGCGAAAUACGGUGACUUUACUACAGGACUGUACAUUGGACCAAUAUUAUUUGUUUACACAAAGAGCCCAAAAGAUCUUGAGAUGCUUUUAUCAGGAUACAAAUACAUACAUAAAGGAAUUUUCUACAAAUUUCUUCAUCCAUGGUUGGCAACAGGUUUACUCACUUCAACUGGAGAAAAAUGGCGCUCCCGUCGGAAGGCGCUGACGCCCGCCUUCCACUUCAAGAUCAUCGACCAGUUCGUGCCGGUCUUCAACAGCUGCAGCGACGUCUUCGUGCAGCAGAUGCGCGCGCGCGUCGGGACCAAGGGCUUCGACGUCUGGGAGGACGUCAAGCUGCUCACGCUCGACGUCAUCUGCGAGACAGCAAUAGGCUACAAAAUCAAUGCACAAACAGACAGAAACUCUGAGUAUGUGAAGGCAUUGACCGAGUUGCUGCGUCUCACAGCUGUAAGGAUGUUUACACCAUGGUUGUUCUUUGACUGGAUCUAUUGGCUCACACCUGCCGGGCGAAGGUACAAGAAAUGUCUGUCCGUUCUGCACGGUACAACUGACCGGAUGAUUCGAGAGCGGAGGAAGGAUCUACUAAUGUUGGAGGAAGAAGGAGGAACGCUGGACGCUGAUGAACUAGGGCGGCGGCGGCGCUUGGUGUUUCUGGACCUUCUGAUCUUGAUGGCGCGCGACGGAAGUCUCUCAGACAUGGACAUCCGCGAGGAGGUGGACACCUUCCUUUUCGAGGGGCAUGAUACGUCUUCAGCUGGAAUUUCUUUCACCAUCUUCCUGCUCUCACGGCACUCUGAUGUCCAACAGGGCUUGCAACAACCAGGGCUUGCUUUGCAGUUUCCUGUCCUUCCCGGCUACCGUGUUUCCGCUCCAGAAUUUGGAGCUUUAAGGUUAACUCAUCGAUUGAUUUGUGAGCCUUCUCCAGAAAAAAUAUAUGAAGAACUGAAGAGCUUCUUUGACACUUCUAAGCCGAUAAGACCGAACAUUUCGGAGAUCUCAGAGCUGAAAUACUUGGAUAUGGUCAUUAAGGAAUCUCUACGAUUAUACCCACCAGUGACUCUGUUUUCUCGAGAUAUUCACCAAGAAAUCGUACUUCCUGACUCCCAAGCCGUGCUACCGGCAGGUUCGAGCACGAUCUUAACACCGUUGCUCUGGCAUCGCAACCCGGACGUGUACCCGGAUCCGGAGAAGUUCGACCCGGAGCGCUUCUCUGCGGACGAGUGUGCCCGCCGCCACCCGUACGCCUAUCUGCCCUUCAGCGCCGGCCCUCGGAACUGUAUCGGUCAGCGCUUCGCCAUGUUGGAAAUGAAGAACGUGAUCGCGAAGCUCGUGUGGAACUUCCGAGUGCUGCCGGAGCCCGGAUUCGAGCCCUCGCUGGUGUGGGAGAUCAUCCUCAAGUCGCAGAACGGGCUGUUCGUGCGCCUGGAGGAGCGACAGCGGGAGUCGAACUGAAGACUCCUAGCUCCGGGUAUCUUCACACUCCAUC